Molecule: messenger RNA, 1742 nt
Organism: Vitrella brassicaformis
Lineage: Eukaryota; Vitrellaceae
Source: the annotation of a GenBank genome assembly
GUGUUCGUUGCCUUCUGUGGUCAAUGCUGAUCUCAGACGUAACCCCAUUAUUCAUCGUUUUUCUUUCUGCCCUCACCGGAUGGCUCGACGUGGCCUUCAGCUUCAUGGUGGCACCCUCGGCUCCCGCUCGCCAUGCAUCUCGCUCCCUCGACCCAUCCAAUCCCCACCUUUCAUCAUCCCAAUGGUUUCCAUCACGACGGAAAGAACCUUGGUUGGUUGUGAUGAUGGGUCGUCGUGCGGCCAAGGUGGCGGAGAAGAAGGCCAAGGGCGAGGCCGCCAAGAGCAAGAUCUACAGUAGGUACGGCAAGAAGAUUGCAGGGGCCAUCAAGACGGGAGGCAGUGACCCACUCAACAACAUGGAGCUGGCGUCGUUGAUUAAGGAGGCAAAGGCCGCAGGUAGGCUACGGGGAGCGGCAGCAUUGCAUUGCACACACGACACGAGGCAGGCACACGAUCGGAUCGCCCCUGUGUUGUGUGGUGGUGCUCUGGUGGUCAUACAUGUGUGUCAUGUGUAUACAUGUGAUGUAUGUCAAAGGUGUUCCGAAGGACAACAUAGAUCGAUUGCUCAAGAAGGCUGACGAUGCCCCCGACUACACCGAAGUCAUCUAUGAGGUCAGCCACUGCACUCACUGCAGCACACACAGCACACACAGACACUGCACUGCACUGCCCUGCCCUGCCCUGCACACAAACGAUACAAACGCACACACAGUCCGGUCUGUCUGUCAAGUCUGCAAUGCGUCCCUACCGUCCGUAUCGCAUCGCCAUCGCAGGUGUACGGUCACGGCGGUGUGGGUAUGCUGGUCACUUGCCUGACGGACAACACCAACAGGGCGGCCAGUGUCGUCAAGGCAGCGGUAGGUGGAAUACGCCACUCAACAACACAACGACGAUUGUACAAGUGCUAUUUCCCUCUCUCUCGCUCUGUCUGUCCCUUUGUGAUUGCAUUGCAGGUGAAGAAGGCGGGCGGCAAGGACGCCUCGCCGGGCUCUGUGUCUUUCCAAUUCACCAAGAUGGCCAAGAUAGAGAUCCCUGAGGACAGGGCGGCCGACCUGGACGAGGACAAAGUGUUCGAGAUUGCGCUCGAGUCAUCCGUCGACGACAUCGAUAUCCGGCCGGCACCGCUGAGGCCUGACAUCGAGAAUAAUGAGGAUGGUUCCACUCCCGUACCGCCCAAGUGGGUGCUGACGACGCCCAACUCCCUGAAGGCGCUGAGGGACGCACUUGAGGCGAACGGCAUUGAAGGUAAAUGUGUGGGGGACACAUAAAUGGGGGACAAAUGAGCCGAAGAGGUUUGAUGUGAAUGUCUCGCGUGUCUUGCUUGUUGUGUUUCGCUGUCGCGUCCAGGAUCGACGUCGCUGGCACACAUUCCCAAUGCGCUCGUGGACUGCUCCGAAGAGGAGCUGGAGAAGAACCUAGGACUUAUCGGUAGGGCUGACAGCUGAGAGAGAUGUGCGCUCUUCUUUGGUCAUUGAUUGCCUUCUGGUUUGUUGUCUUUGCCUUUGCCUUUGUCUGUCGCAGAUGCGCUUGAAGACAUUGAUGACGUUGACAUGGUCGAACACAACAUCAGCUUUGCAUGACAUGACGGGACGGACGGCCACAGCUGUGCUGUGCAUGUAAGUCAGCUGAGGGAACGGGUGGUCUGCUAAUGCAGCAGAUCGAUGAUCAAUGAUGGGACGGACGGACAUGGAGACAGACAUUCUUGAAAUGGGUGGGUGUUACACUACACGCCUCUGCUGGAU